Molecule: messenger RNA, 288 nt
Organism: Rotaria socialis
Lineage: Eukaryota; Metazoa; Rotifera; Eurotatoria; Philodinida; Philodinidae
Source: the annotation of a GenBank genome assembly
AUGUCUCAGCUGAAAUUUUUAAUAACUGAUCGAAAUCUAACCGACAAUAAAACGGAUGCAACGAAAAAUUCUUCAUAUAUUUAUCUCAUGUUUAAAGAUCCUGAAGAAAACAUAUGCUAUUAUUUACAAUCCCUAUCAAUGCCAGAAGAAUUAAUAAAUUUAAAUGCCGUAGCAGUUGGCCAUCGACCACUUAAUCUUACUCGUGCUCAGAUCAAUGCAGCAUUUGAUCGAUUACAUUCUAUUUUAUAUGGAAAUUCAUCGUCAAAGUUAAUUUAUCGAUUGGGAUGA